AUGAGUGAUGUCGAUGCAGUUUCUUUACCAGCUGCCCUGGACGUCGGUCAGAACACGCUUGCUGCGGUAAGGCCAGAACUUGGCCCGCCACCUAGGAAUAACCGUGCCGACUCUCGGGUAGAAGAUCCAAAUGUGCAGUCAGAGGAGGAGAAUGGGCCUCCGAGCCCUAGGGCUGAUUCCGAGGCAGAAACAAUAAUCCAAUCGGGUCGAGAAUCCUUGUCGCCUGAAAAGAAAAGAAAGCACAUCAAGCAUGAUCCGAAUCGGCGAGAACUUAAUGGAAUUGAUGGACAUCGACGCAAGAAAUCACGAACCCAUGGCGAACAGGGGCGAGAAAGAGAAAGAGAUCGGUCGCGAUCCGGCGCUCUUUCCCCUUCGAUGGUCAAAAUCGAAAAGAGCGAUGACAAUGCGGAAGGUGGACUCGGGAGACCGCGCACUUUUCGUAAACGCAGUUUCAGUGACUCCGAGGAACAACAUGGUCGCCACGCUUCACGCGAACUUAAACACAAUAACAAUACUCGUCUCUCUCGACCACCAUCAAACACGCGAUCGCUCUCUCCAAAUCGAAGAUCUCAUCAACGCUCUGCGUCGGGAUCUCAAUUCCCAGCAAAAAAGAAGGCGCCGACGCCUUUAUUGACUGGCUUUCCGCGACAAAGCUCCGAGGAUAGACUUUCGACAUCUUCAUCAGCAAGUGGGUCUCCAUUACCAGGUGUGCAUCUCCGUAAGCUGGGUGGUACUGGGGCAUCGGCGUCACCCGCCAAACAAAUGGGUCCCAAAAAGCUGCGCGACAAGAGCGGCCGGACUCCUCUCGCAAGAGCCUGUGCCGAUCGGAAGCAUGACCAAGUGAUGAUGCGACACGCCGAACGACCAGAAGAUAUUAAUAUUCCUGAUAAUGCAGGCAAUACCCCCCUGCAAAUCGCAUCGCUCGCUGGCGAAGCCGAAAUCGUGAAGUUUCUACUUGAUGUUGGCUGUGAAAUCAACACCAAGAACAUUGACAAAGAUACCCCGUUGAUUGAUGCCGUUGAAAAUGGAAAUGUGGAAGUGGUUAAGCUUUUGCUUGAUGCAGGCGCAAACCCGAGAACCGUGAAUGCCGAAGGCGAUGAGCCCUAUGAGUUGGUGCCGUCGUUUGUGGACGAGGAUGAAUACGACGAAAUGCGCAAAGCAAUUGCUGAUGCAAAGGCCAAUCUGCGGCCUAGUCGACGAUCGGAGGAACAUAUGCCACCGGAGAUUAGGGAGCCUUCGUCGCGUCGCACUUCAGCAGCUCGAGGAUCAGCAGCAAGUCCCCGAGAUUCACCUCCGAUGCGCAGUCCUCCCCCUGUGGGUGUGGCAGGUCGGCGAAAGGGUGGCCGAAGUGAAGCCACACGAAACGAUCUCCUCUGGACGAAGCCAACAUUUGAGAAUCUCCGAGAGUUUGCUGCCAAAGGCGAUGAGGCUGGUGUGGUGAGCAUUCUGAACAUCCUGCAGAAAGCCGACAAUGCAUCCUUGAUUGCUGCGGCAAAAGGUGGCCAUCACGAUGUUUUGUCUCUUCUUUAUGCCAUGGGCGAGGCAGAUGCUGAUCCAAAUCCAUUACGGGGUCAAAAGCCUGGGUACAACACACCGUUGCUCGCGGCUAUCGGUCGAGGAAAGAGUGCAGUCAUCAGCCUCAUUUUGAGCCAACCUGGAUUUGAUCCCACACGUCGACUGUUCGAAGAUAAGACAUAUUUUGAGUUGUCUCGAGAUCGACAAGGUGAAGACUGGGAAGAUGAGCACAGGAUUCUGAAGGAAGCGUAUCAGAAAUACUCGGGUCCACGCAAAGGUCGCAAAGGCGACUCACCCCGCCGAGCGCGUGGCAAAGAUAAAGACGACAGACGCUCCUCACGCAAAACCUCAUCAUCCCCUGUUCCUCGCGCAAGAAAGCACGACAGCAGUCCCAACGCCAACAGACAUCGCGAUCCUAUGAAAGAAGUUGAUCCUAUCAAGGAGAAGCGACGCGAAAAAGAUCACGACUCAUCACGACCAGAUUUGUCAACACGACCCGAUUCUUCGCGGCCCGAUUCAUCGAAGCCUAAAUCCUCAUUAUCAGCCAGAAGAGAUAGCGAAUCAAGUGGGUUUGCACGUUCCGACGAAAUCAAAAAGCGACGACUCAUCGCGGGACGUCGACCUCAGGAGCGCAGACCUAGCCUUUUUUCAUCCGAUUCGUUGUCUGGGCGCGAAGAAGCCCCCAGACCACGCGAAGAGGCUCCCAAGAUGCGUCCUGAUAAUGGACCCGAUUCCUCUCUGUCUUUGAAGCGAAUCCGUCCUGACAGGUCUCCUGAGCGAUCUCGAUCCCGGGGUACAGACAGACGUUCGCUGUCGCCUGGCUCGCGCCCAAAGAAGAGAAGAGUUGUUUCUGAAGAUAAGCAGCCCGGUGCUGCAAACCCUGCAAACGGGUCCAAAUGCGCCGACGACAACAAACCUCCACCCCGACGACCCAACGAGGAAGCUACUCGAUCUGGUGAUUCUAAAUCCCAACACCUUAAACCCUCUGAACCUUCACAACCUCUUUCAACCCGCCAACCUUCACCGGCUCAUGAUACCAUUAAAAAGAACGGCGAGGUCAAGAUGGAACCUACCGAACACAAACCCAAUCCUCCAAAAGACAUGGUGACCGACGAGAAGCGUGCCGAGCUUGAAGCCAAAGAACGUCGCCAAGCUCAGGCCAAAAAAGCCGAACAAGAGCGAGCAGCGCAUGAAAAGCGCGCUGCCGCUGAAGCUGAACGCACUCGCCUUGCUAAAGAAGAGGCUGACCGGGCUGCCCAGGCAGCUCAGGCAGCUCAGGCAGCUCGCGACAAAGCUGAGGAUGACGACCGCAAGCGCAAAGAAGCCGAACAACGACGUGCCAAGCAAGCCGAGGAUGACCGCCAAAAGCGCCUGGAGCAAGAACGUGCUCGUAUUGCUAAAAUGCGUCGUGAGCAGGAGGCGACAGAGCGUCGCCGCCGCGAUGCCCUCCCCACCCGCCUUUCUCUCGCAGCUGACCUUGUGGGCUCAAACGAUCCCCGUGCCAAAAGUCACGCCUGGCUCAAGAAGUUCAUGCCACUUGUUACCGCGCUCACCCGCCAACUCGAUCCUCAAUGUGAUGUGGAAGUGGCGGAGGAGAGAUGGAUUCCAAACUACCUGGUUGCACCCUUGCUAGCCACCAACGAUCUCCAGCUUUCGCAGUAUGCUAGUUGGGAGAAACGCAAGGCGACCCCAACUCAGCGCAAUAACCUCUGGCGAAUGACCCGCCGCAUGGUGACCUAUGUGCCGGAAUACGCUGGCCACGGCCCUGUAGUUGGAGAUAUUUUCCAGAGGGAUUGUGACAAUCGUCCUAAGUACUUCGCGAUGGAGCAUGUCUUCUGGGUUAGGCUUGCUGAUUUCAUGGAACUCAUCCCACAUGUUCCUCACCUGCAUGGGUUCGAACUCCAAUUCUUGAACAUGCACAUCGACACUGAGCCUGCCGUGAUCACCUCCGACUUAAGCCACCUUCACCUCAACGGUCAUGGUCUUGAUGGUGCUGUUGAAACGAACGGCACCAGUCUUUCCAACGGCCAUGACCAUUCUUUGUCAUAG
Messenger RNA from Penicillium nucicola, 3564 nucleotides. Its product is annotated as putative histone deacetylase complex subunit (Hos4). The record is from RefSeq and is a predicted model, not a curated record. The coding region runs from base 1 to 3564 and encodes 1187 amino acids. The transcript is spliced from 2 exons. NCBI's taxonomy places the organism in Eukaryota, Fungi, Ascomycota, Eurotiomycetes, Eurotiales, Aspergillaceae. Gene Ontology annotation, molecular function: protein binding.